UAAAUGUAAAUUAAUUAAUCGAAUGAUUAACCGACAUCUCUAUUUGCUAUAAAUGGAAUCGUGACAAGACGUCAAUACCGUACAUCUGUCAUCGCGGAUUAAUAUAAACACCAAACCACCAAACUACAGUUGGAUCAGUUUCAUAAGCAACAUGAACGUUAUCCUAAGCAAACUGCAGUCUUACACCCAGAAGAAAUUCUUCCGAUUCGGAGUUCCUUUCCUGGUGCUAAUCGUCGCAGGUUCCUUUGGACUCAAACAGUUCGCUCAGCUUAGGUAUACAUACUCCAAAAAGGGUACACUCACUCAAGAGGAAGCGGAGAAACAUGGAUUGGUGAUGAAAAAACCAGAAGAAGUAACGUUGGAGACGGAGUUCGAGAAGAUCAAGGCACUCGAUAUCGACAAUUGGGAGAGCGUGCGUGGUCCACGUCCCUGGGAGGAUGAGACGAUGCAACAGCGGGCUAGCCAUUAGAUUUUCCGGGAUGUUUAUUGUCGAUAGUAUCCAUUAAUAGUGUGAACAAUGCGGUAUUCUGUAAGAACGUCGGAGAUUUUUUGUCACUGCGGUUAAGUAUGAUUCUAGCCUUUCUUAUGAACAUUGAAAGCUUUCUACAUUUUCAUCAUGUAAUGUAUUAUGUAAAAAUAUUUUGUUGUAAUACGCGGAGGCAACGCCUGCGUUACCAAAUUUCGAAAUGGAUUAUAUCUUUCCUCUGUGCCGAGGUUGUGAUUAA
This is a messenger RNA of Toxorhynchites rutilus septentrionalis, 725 nucleotides long. RefSeq names its product cytochrome c oxidase assembly protein COX16 homolog, mitochondrial (gene l(3)neo43). Gene Ontology annotation, cellular component: mitochondrial inner membrane. NCBI's taxonomy places the organism in Eukaryota, Metazoa, Arthropoda, Insecta, Diptera, Culicidae. The record is from RefSeq and is a predicted model, not a curated record. Gene Ontology annotation, biological process: mitochondrial respiratory chain complex IV assembly. The transcript is spliced from 4 exons. Bases 152 to 469 code for a protein of 105 amino acids.